AUGGCAUCAGGCGGACUGGGCCGAUCGCGCAUGUUCAUCAGUCACCCAUCAAUGUUUACAUCUGCCAGCCCCGAGGCUCGGCUUUGUGAUGUGCGCGCCAGAGCAGCUCCCCGGAGUGGUCGAGAAAGCCACGAAGUAUGGCACAAUCCUGAUGGCUGCUACGGCUACAACCCUCACGUGCGCUACGCGGCGGCCGUGGCAUUGGGUAUCGCCUGCGCGGGCACCGCGUUGCUCGAGGGCCGCAGCAUCUGCAGAUCCAGUUCCUGGCACUACCAACACUUCUCGACGCCCUCUGACGAGGGCCGUCGAGAGCUUCACAAUCUCCGCGGCUGCGUGCCCCUUCAGGUCAGCAUCAUCAUGACCCAGCCACGUCGGAUCAGCGCGAUCGGCGUGGCGGACCGCAUCGCCAGCGAGAUGGCCACAGGCCGACUCGGGCAAUGA
Symbiodinium natans is the source of this 441-nucleotide messenger RNA. NCBI's taxonomy places the organism in Eukaryota, Dinophyceae, Suessiales, Symbiodiniaceae. The record is from the annotation of a GenBank genome assembly.